Molecule: messenger RNA, 1431 nt
Organism: Caretta caretta (loggerhead turtle)
Lineage: Eukaryota; Metazoa; Chordata; Testudines; Cheloniidae
Product: cathepsin E-A-like
Biological process (GO): proteolysis
Molecular function (GO): aspartic-type endopeptidase activity
Source: RefSeq, a predicted model, not a curated record
AUGAGGGUGCUAUUAGUGGCUCUAGUGUAUAUUCCAUUCAUCUUAGCUAUAGAAAGGAUCCCUUUAGUUCGAUUUAAAUCCACCAAGAGGCAACUCCGGGAAAAGGGAGAACUGGAGGAAUUUUUGAAAAAUCAUCAGCCUGACAUUUUUGCUCGGCGAUAUCUGCAUUGCUUCCCUUCAGAUAUUUUUCUACCAGCUGCUUCAGAAAGGCUAUAUGACUACAUGAAUGCCCAGUACUAUGGGGUGGUAAGUGUUGGCACCCCACCUCAGAAAUUCACAGUGGUGUUUGACACAGGAUCAUCCAAUUUUUGGGUCCCUUCAGCUUAUUGCAUCAGCGAAGCCUGCAGGAUGCAUCAAAAAUUCAAAUCAUUUCUAUCAAACUCCUAUCAGCAUGGAGGGCAGGCCUUUGCCCUACAGUAUGGUACUGGGCAGCUUCUAGGCAUUGCUGGCAAAGACACAUUACGGAUUAGCAACAUUUCCAUCCAGGGGCAGGACUUUGGAGAGUCUAUCUUUGAGCCCGGCAUGACUUUUGCUCUUGCACACUUCGAUGGCGUGCUGGGUUUAGGAUACCCUUCUUUAGCAGUUGGCAGUGCUCUUCCAGUAUUUGACAGCAUAAUCAACCAACGUCUGGUAGAGAAGCCAGUGUUUUCCUUCCACUUGAUCAGAGGAGACGACCUUGAAAAUGGUGGUGAACUGAUACUGGGGGGUAUAGACCAGUCGCUCUACAAAGGUUCAAUUCACUGGGUUCCAGUUACUGAGAAAAGCUACUGGCAAAUUCAUGUUAACAACGUGAAAAUCCAGGGACGGGUUGCGCUUUGCUUCCAUGGUUGUGAAGCCAUUGUUGAUUCAGGCACUUCUCUUAUUACUGGCCCCUCUUUACAAAUAAGACAACUACAGGAGCAUAUUGGGGCCAGUCCAACACAAACUGGAGAGUUUGUUGUAGACUGCAGGAGACUGUCAAGCCUGCCACAUAUAAGUUUCACCAUUGGACACAGAGAAUACACGUUAACAGCAAAAGAGUAUAUAAUAAAGGAAACCAUAGAAGAAAAAACCGUGUGCAUCAGUGGCUUUCAGUCUCUGGAUAUUGCCACUCACUCUGGCCAGCUAUGGAUUUUAGGAGAUGUAUUCAUGUCUGCGUUUUACUGUGUUUUUGACCGUGGAAAUGAUAGAGUGGGAUUUGCAAAAACCUCUCAAAGAAGGGAGCGUUCCUGAGGCCCUAAUGGCAUCAGUUCUGCCUUAAACACAUGUUAUUUCAGGGUUAUGAGAUGAGCCUGAACUAAAACCCUGGAUCUGAAUAUUGCUCCCAACAAAUUUCACAUGGGUUUAGGGGGGGUUUGAAAUUGAAUUCAGAAUACAAAUUUUGUAGCUAGGUUCCAUUUCUAUACAUUUGCAACAGACACAUUUAUUUCUAAAUCAGUGAUUGAAAGACCA